This is a messenger RNA of Sorex araneus (European shrew), 1737 nucleotides long. It is a transcript of the gene SMIM33, whose product is annotated as small integral membrane protein 33. Lineage: Eukaryota; Metazoa; Chordata; Mammalia; Eulipotyphla; Soricidae. The transcript is spliced from 2 exons. Bases 210 to 587 code for a protein of 125 amino acids. The record is from RefSeq and is a predicted model, not a curated record.
CCCACAGCCUCUACCUCGGAGUCAGGGGUUGGGUGCGGGGAGCCCCGGUGCUGGAGGAAGUGAAAGCGCAGGGCAGAGGCGGUGAGUGUGUGCUGAGGGUGUGUGCUCGGUCCCAGACGUGGCAGCUCCGGGUAAGGGCCCGCCGUGGCGCCCGGCUCCACUGCCAGCGCCGACAGAGCGGACAGAGCCAGAGCGUCGCGGGGCAGACAAUGCACCAGCAGUCCUCCUGGACUUCUCCACCUGCAAAUGGCUCCUCGGUACACGCAUCUCAGAAGCAGCUGCCAGAGGUGCUGGGAGGAACCCUGGACCGCCCUCGCGAGGAUGGACUGCCCGUGCUCACUGCUAUUGUCGCCAUCUUUGUCCUGUUGGCGGUCUGCAUUGUGGUGGCGGUACACUUCGGGCCGCGGCUGCACCAGGGCCGGGUCACUCUGUCUAUGGAACCUCCAGCGCCAAAGCCGGAGGGCGGCAUCUACCUCAUCCACUGGCGAGUGUUGGAUCUCCAGGACCCUCAGGGACCCCCAGUCCUUGGCGCCUGCCCUGUGCCCCAGAAGCGUGGGCUCAACCUUGAGGAGGUCACAUAUCUGUAGGGAGGAGACUGACUUGACUCAGAACAAGAAACGCAGCAGAGAACUGGGGCAAAACUGGGCCUGGACUUUGGCCCUUCAGCAGAGCUCACAUGGACGUGGCUGCAGUUGAGAGUUUGCUGGGAAAACCCUGCUGAGACUGGGAGAAAUGAAAGAUGCUGAGGCCUGCUCAGAGCCCUGCCUUCUGGAGGAAGCCUAACCCCACUCUUCCUCCUCCUCCAGCCCCCCCCCAUCCCAAGCCUCCUGCCUGUUCCUGUGCCCAGCGGCCACCCUGAAUCUCCCCUUCCUGUGGGGUCACAGUACUUCCAAGAUCCUUGCAAAGCCCCAAGCAGCAUUUAUUUUGGUUUUCUUUUUUGGUUUUUGUUUGGGGGACACCCAAUGGUGCUCAGCGCUUACUCCUGGCUCUGUGCUCAGGAAUCACUCCUAGUGGGCUCAAGGGACACAGGUGAUGCUGGGGAUCAAACCCAGGUCGACCAAGUGCAGGACAAAUGCCCUACUUGCUGUACAAUCACUCUGCUCGCCUAAGCACCCUUUGGGUUUGUCCAUGAAUUGUCUGUGACAGCAGCCACUGACUGUCUCUUGCCUUCCUAGGAUGGAACAGGGGACUCCUGAGGGGUCACAUUACAGGUCAUUUUCUGUAUGUCUAGGCUUGUGGGAGCUAAUCUAGCCUUUAGCCCAGGACAUUUCCCAGAGCCAGAACCUUCCAGUGAUAGGACAGGAAAGGGAAAGGAGUUCCAUGAGCUCGUCUGGAGAGAAGGUGGGAGUGGAGCGGGCCUGUCGGGAGAGGCCUGGAGGCUGGACGAUGCAAGAGGUCAGGGAGGGCCCCAGGAGAUGGUGCAAAGGGCUGGACCACAUGUGCGGCAUGCAUGGGCUUCAAGCUCAGUCCCUGGCACAUCGCCACCAUGGAGGCCACACAGCUGGAUUGAGUAUCACUAGAAUAAACCCUAAUCACUUCAGAGGUCAUCCCCAAAACUACCAGUCACUGGAACCAGGGGUGUAGCUCAGUGGUAGAGAGCAGACUUCACAUGUUUGAGGUUCUGGGUUCCAUCCCUGGAACCCCUCCAGAAUGCCAGCCGUCUCUUGAGUCAGCCAAUCCAGCCAAGGUGUACUCGGAGGGGUCCUGUGAGGAACAUUUAAAAAGGGGACUAGAGUG